Messenger RNA from Daphnia pulicaria, 928 nucleotides. RefSeq names its product protein NATD1-like. The transcript has 5 exons. Bases 148 to 531 code for a protein of 127 amino acids. NCBI's taxonomy places the organism in Eukaryota, Metazoa, Arthropoda, Branchiopoda, Diplostraca, Daphniidae. The record is from RefSeq and is a predicted model, not a curated record.
GCAAAGUUUUGGCAGCAGCGUUGAAGAAAAACAAGUAAACAACAUCUGCUGAAUUUGCUCUCAUCUCUUUUCGACGCUUUGAAAACGUUGUAUACAAUCGGGAGAUGACCAUCAAAGUCUAACAUUGAGAUAAAUUUGGAAGAACUAAUGCUGAGAUCAAUUUUUCCACGAUUGGUUGCGAGCAAACGGGUGCUUGCUAUGAAUUGUUCAUCACAUCGAGAAUUUGUUAUGGAAGAACUUGAGGUGUAUCAUGACCAUGAAAACUCUAAAUUCUGCAUCAAGCUUGAUGACGAAAAUGAGGCUGUGUUGGUGUAUGAAAAGAAGCACGGUAUGAUAGACAUGUAUCACACUGAAGUUCCAAUGGGUUACACUGGUAGAGGGAUAGCUGGAUUGCUAGCCAAGGCUGCUUUUGAUCAUGCAGUUGAGAAGGAAAUGAAAAUGAAGUUGUCUUGCACGUAUUUGCAUAACUAUUUGCAUAAUUCUUUGAAAGACGACACAAAAGAAAAGUACUUGAAAUUUGUUAUUCAGUAGUUCUCAGUUUCGUUGAUAGAUGGCUCUUACUGCGAAUGUUCCGCACAUCUUUCAACCUCGAAAUCAAGAAAAAUACACUUUAUUUUCUUUGAAAUCAAUAAAUCGUUUUAAUAGCUUUAUUAAUAUAUAAACAAUUGUUAAUUAAAAUACUGCUACAUUUUUUUAUGUAUUGAAGUCAUUAUUUGGGUAUUUUCUGAAAUAAAAAAAUGCAGUUGGAAAAUGUUGAUGACGUUUCACGUCCCACUGCGUAGAACAAUUUGACAAGCAGCUUCUUCAGGGUGAGUUGGAAGGAAGCAACAGAGCUUUCUACGACUGAUUUAAAGCAGGACAUAACGUUUCUCGUUCCUUUAUUCUUGGUUAUAGUUGCUUGAAACUUAAAAAAGUUACCAGAACCAAG